UGCCAGGGAAGAACAUGAAAGAGGAAAUCAGCAGGAGGAAAUCAGCAGGAGCAAAUCAUCAUAUCACUGACAGAAUUGAUAUAUAUCCAUGGCCAAAUCAACUCCUACAAAAGCACCACACAAAUCUGAUAAAGCACGUAAGAAGAAGAAAAUGGCAUUGCCCCGAAGAAUAUUGCGAAUUCUAGAAAGUGGCAAGAGAGUUCAUUUCCAGAAUGUCAGCCUGAGUAAGAAAAGGCAGAUGUGCAUAAAUCACUAUGUACCAGUUUGUGAUAUAGCAGUCGCAAAUGCUAUAGAUAAUCGACAAAAGAAAACUGUAACACCAUACUCCAAACCAGCCCAUGGGAAAGGAAACAAAUCAGACACAAGUGUUACUGAGAAACUACCUUCUACAGAGCAUACAUGUAAUUUAAGACCUGGUAAUGUAUCAGUAUUGGAAACAAGCAAGAGAAAUGACAAUCCUAGUAUUUCUUGGGCAAACAAUGAAAGGACUGGUGUCUCAAAUGAAAAAGAUAAUCCUCGUAAGGAAGUUGUUGCUUUAGACUGUGAAAUGGUAGGAUUGGGACCAAAAGGACGAUUCAGUGCACUAGCCAGAUGCAGUAUUGUAGAUCACAGUGGCAAUAUUCUCUAUGAUACGUAUGUAAAACCAGCUGAGCCUAUCACAGACUACCGGACGAAGUGGAGUGGAAUCCGACCGUGUAAUAUGGUAAAUGCAGUAACUUUUAAAGAAGCUCAGGAGCAUGUUAAGAAUGUUCUCAAAGAUAAGAUUGUUGUUGGUCAUGCAGUCUGGAACGAUUUCCAGGUACUCAGAUUUUCCCAUCCUGCGAACAAUGUAAGAGACACCAGUAGGUGCAAGUCGUUAGCAGAAAUAUGUGGCAGUAAAUGCACACCAGGUCAUCGUAGCCUCAAAUCACUCGCUAAAUAUCUCCUUGGUAUUGAUAUACAAAAAGGUGAACAUUCAUCUGUAGAAGAUGCAAGAGCAGCUAUGGAUUUGUACAAGCUGGUAGAGGAGAAGUGGGAGGAAGAAAUUCAGUCAAUUUUCCCUGAUCAAGAUUUUAGGACAUGUUUUCUUGAUGAUCAUUUCUGGCCCGAAGACCUCAUAUAAGGAAAGCAAUUAUGUAACUGUAUUACAAAAAUGUAUUACUUCUAAUUUAGCCUCAUUAAUCUUUAUGAUGUGUGGUGUUAUAUUUAAAUACAGUUAAUAUCAGCUGGACUUGAGUGCAACAUCAAAUAUAAUUAAUAAUUGUGUGCAACAGAAUCAUAUUGGUCUGAGUCUUUAGAUGAGGUCAAUGUGUCUGUUUUUAGGGCAAUAUUUGAUGUUUCCCGAAAGUAGAGCCAGUCAAUAUUUUUAUUAUCCAAAUCAGACAUCUAGAGAAAAAUCAAGAAAUUUUGUAUUUUACACUUUAUGUAUUGGGUUUUUUUUUGUCAUGUUUAUAUCAGGGCUGUUCCAUAAAAUAGUAAACCUUUUGGUCAAAAUUUCAAAAUCCUACAAACAGAACAAAUUAGGUAUCACUUGAAAGCUAAGACACUGAAAGAAAUAAUUUCAAACAAUGUAUCGUUUCAUUUUGGCAAGGCAUUGAAGUCAUCAUAGCAACAAAAUAGAAUUUUACUUAUUUUAAAAGGUCAAGUUUGCAACAAAUUUUAAACCUUAUAUAUAAGCUUUGAAAUAAUCAAAGUUGGAUGUUGUCCAAGUUGUUAUUAUGUCAGGUUUCUAAAAAAUAAGUUAGGUUUUUUCUAUUUUUCUUAUAUUUUUUAGACCAAAUAUAUCAAAAGCAGGCACUUUCAAAUGUACGUCCGACCCCUUUUCACAUACACUUUUUUUCUUACAAGCAAAACAAAAGCAGACAAAUUUUCCCAAAGUCAGAUGCAAAGCAAGCUUGGUUUGUUUAAUAUAUACACCAGAUGGUAGCUCACCACUAGUCCGGGAUUUCAAGUUAAGUGGGGGUCGACCCCCUGUACGUCCGACCCCUUUGAAACUUUUUUUAUGAAGUUAUCUUGCACUGCUUAGAUGUUUUUUGCAAAAGUUUAAUAUCAUUACUCAUAUCAAUCUUUCAAAAUUGAAUACAAAUUUCAAUUUCAACCUAGUUUAAUAACAAUGACCUUUUUUGUAUUUUCUUCACCCAACAAAUACUGGGGGCAAAAAUCACCUUCCAUCUUUAACAUUUUGCAUGAUAAUUCUUUAACACACCUUGAUAUCGUUGUAUAGUUUUAUCGUUUUUUUCUUUGAAGUCUUGCACAAGUUUUGAGACCAAUUUCACAAAAAAUACCACACAUUUUUGACAAUAUGUAGAUUUUUAUAUGAUGAUAUCAUCUUUUAAAAAUUCUGAUUUAUUUGUGUUUUGUGUGCAUAUUCAAUGGAAACUGCCUUCCUUCACCUCAAAUUAUCACAGAACAAUGAAUUUAGUGGUAAUUAUGACUGAAUAAUAGCUUGCAGGAAAUUAAAAAAGAAAAUCAAAAUUAAAAACAUACAAAUACAUGAUAAAUUUAAUAAACAAAGAAGUUCCAUAUAAAAGAAGAAAUUACACCUUCCCCUCAAUCUCAGGUACAGCAAUUACCCCUCUAUAGGAAAUAGAUCUGCCAAUUUGCUAUAAUUAUACAUGGAUGUCUAGACUAUUCUACUUUUGCCUAUAGGGGCGUAAGUUAUGAAAAUGUGAAGGGUUAUUCAUUUCAUUUUGACUUGUUCUCAUUUCUUAUUUUCUGCAUCAACAUUGUUCACACUUGUUACAAAUGAUCCUUGGUUGAUACCAUGUGUGUGUUGAUGAGGUCAAAGGUCAUCUAGGGGUCAAAAGGUCAAAAGAUAAGAGGCCAUUCAGUCAUUUUUUGACAGAUUUUUUUUUAAUUAAUUUUUUUUUGCAUCAAUAUUGUUCAAACUUGAAACACAAUAUCAGUGGGUAAUACAAUUUUGUUGUUGAUCAAGAUGAUAAUUUCUAAGGUUAUUUAGGGGUCGAAAGGUCACUUUUUCUCAUUUUGUUAUUUCAAGCUUUCUAGGGGUCAAAAGUUAACUUUCGAUACCGGUAGUUUUUUGUGUGCAUCAAUUGUAUUCAAACUUGGAACAAGUUAUCAGUGGGUAGUACCACAUAUUUGUUAAAGAGGAUGGAGAGGUCAAAUGUCAAAUGACAUAUUUCUGCAUUAAUUUUGCUCAAACUUGGAACAAAAUGAUCAGUGGGAAAGAUUACAUGUGUUCUUGAGGAUAGAGAGAUCAAAGGUCAUCUAGGGGUCAAAAGGUCAUAUUGCAUGUUUUAUUGAUUGCAACAUCAGUGAAGACUCAUGGUUCGUAACCCACCUUGUUUAAACAAAGUUUGUAACAGGAUAAGUUUUUUAAUGUUGAAGAAAUUCUUUGUCAUUUCUUUUGCAAACCAUUAAAAAAAAUACAUUUUACUUGAAUUUUAACAGUAAAAAAUAU
This is a messenger RNA of Lytechinus pictus (painted urchin), 3400 nucleotides long. RefSeq lists its product as uncharacterized. The record is from RefSeq and is a predicted model, not a curated record. Lineage: Eukaryota; Metazoa; Echinodermata; Echinoidea; Temnopleuroida; Toxopneustidae. The transcript has a single exon. Gene Ontology annotation, cellular component: nucleus. Gene Ontology annotation, molecular function: 3'-5' exonuclease activity; nucleic acid binding. Bases 89 to 1102 code for a protein of 337 amino acids. Gene Ontology annotation, biological process: rRNA processing.